AUGGAGGUGCAGUUAGGGCUGGGAAGGGUCUACCCACGGCCCCCAUCCAAAACCUAUCGAGGAGCUUUCCAGAAUCUGUUCCAGAGUGUGCGCGAAGCGAUCCAGAACCCGGGCCCCAGGCACCCCGAGGCCGCUAGCAUAGCACCUCCCGGUGCCUGUUUGCAGCAGCGGCAAGAGACUAGCCCACGGCGGCGGCGGCGGCAGCAGCAAGGCGAGGAUGGCUCUCCCCAAGCCCACAUCAGAGGCCCCACAGGCUACCUGGCCCUGGAGGAGGAAGAGCCACCUUCACAGCAGCAGUCAGCCUCUGAGGGCCACCCUGAGAGCGGCUGCCUCCCAGAGCCUGGGACUGCCACAGCUCCUGGCAAGGGGCUGCCGAAGGAGCCACCAGCUCCUCCAGAUGAGGAUGACUCAGCUGCCCCAUCCACGUUGUCCCUGCUGGGCCCCACUUUCCCAGGCUUAAGCAGCUGCUCCACCGACAUUAAAGACAUCCUGAGUGAGGCAGGCACCAUGCAACUUCUUCAGCAGCAACAGCAGCAGCAGCAGCAGCAGCAGCAGCAACAGCAGCAGCAGGAGGUAAUAUCUGAAGGCAGUGGCAGCAGCGCGAGAGCAAGGGAGGCCACUGGGGCUCCCUCUUCCUCCAAGGAUAGUUACCUAGGGGGCAAUUCGACCAUAUCUGACAGUGCCAAGGAGUUGUGUAAAGCAGUGUCUGUGUCCAUGGGAUUGGGUGUGGAAGCAUUGGAACAUCUGAGUCCAGGGGAACAGCUUCGGGGAGAUUGCAUGUACGCGUCGCUCCUGGGAGGUCCACCAGCGGUGCGUCCCGCUCCUUGUGCACCACUGGCCGAAUGCAAAGGUCUUCCCCUGGACGAAGGCCCGGGCAAAGGCACAGAAGAGACUGCUGAGUAUUCCUCUUUCAAGGGAGGUUAUGCCAAAGGGCUGGAAAGCGAGAGUCUGAGCUGCUCUGGCAGUGGUGAAGCAGGUAGCUCUGGGACACUUGAGAUCCCGUCCACUCUGUCUCUGUAUAAAUCCGGAGCAGUGGAUGAGGCAGCAGCAUACCAGAAUCGCGACUACUACAACUUUCCUCUGGCUCUGACCGGACCUUCACACCCCCAGCCCCCUACUCAUCCACACACCCGCAUCAAGCUGGAGAACCCUCUGGACUACGGCAGCGCCUGGGCUGCGGCCGCAGCGCAAUGCCGCUACGGGGACUUGGCUAGCCUACAUGGAGGGAGUGCAGCCGGACCCAGCACUGGAUCGCCCCCAGCCACCGCCUCUUCUUCCUGGCACACUCUCUUCACAGCUGAAGAAGGCCAAUUAUAUGGGCCAGGCGGCGGGGGCGGCAACAGCAGCCCAAGUGAGGCUGGGCCUGUAGCCCCCUAUGGCUACACUCGUCCCCCUCAGGGGCUGGCUGGCCAAGAAGGUGACUUCUCUGCCUCCGAAGUGUGGUAUCCCAGUGGAGUGGUGAACAGAGUACCCUAUCCCAGUCCCAGUUGCGUCAAAAGUGAGAUGGGACCUUGGAUGGAGAACUACCCCGGACCUUAUGGAGACAUGCGGUAA
Cricetulus griseus (Chinese hamster) is the source of this 1554-nucleotide messenger RNA. Lineage: Eukaryota; Metazoa; Chordata; Mammalia; Rodentia; Cricetidae. The record is from RefSeq and is a predicted model, not a curated record.